This is a messenger RNA of Trichoderma atroviride IMI 206040, 1785 nucleotides long. The record is from RefSeq and is a predicted model, not a curated record. NCBI's taxonomy places the organism in Eukaryota, Fungi, Ascomycota, Sordariomycetes, Hypocreales, Hypocreaceae.
AUGUGCCAUGAAGCAAUCGGCGGUUCUCUUUGGGAAGAUCGCUUACCACAUGCAGGUAUAGACGAAACAAUAUCUUCCUCUAGACAAAAUGUUAGAGGGAGUCAAGAAGACACGGAGCGCGGAAGCCUUCGCCGAAGGAGCAGAACUUCCAGGAGAUCGACGUUUCGUAGCGUGGCUCCCUUGACAACAGCUGGCCAGGGGACUCAAUUCAAUCUUGCCGGUCCCAGCGAAUCUCAGCAGUUGCGCAGCGCGCAUGAGCCUUUCGUUCAUCCAGGUUACGGAGAUCUCAACCCAUCAUAUGAACAACCGAAUAACACCAAGCCAAUAUGGAGUUUGGCAAAGCCGCUGCCGCGCGUUGUUCGGCCAGGAAUGGUCCCAACGAAGAAUGAAUUGCUGGAGAGCUGUAUCAAUGCAGAGCUACCGGCCGAAAACUCCCAAAAGCUGGGACUGGAUGUUGACCCGAAUGAGCUGGAAAAGGGUCGCAUUGACAAGUCGGCAGACGUACGCAAGAUGGCAGCACAAGUUACCGAUGCCCGAGUGCAGAGGGAAAAUAACUUUAUAAAAACCAUCCUAGCAUCAGAUGCUGAGUCGGCGUCUGGAGAUGUCGCCCAGCUUGUGCAAACAAGAUCAAGCCAAAGACGAGCCACGAUUACGCGCCCACCGGUCCAGAGCCCUCUGGAUACUGUGGAGGAGAGUGUGUCUGACCACCUAAGCACCGCAUCGAAAAAAAGACGUAGCCGUGAGUCUCAGCGGCUAGACGAGGCCGAGGGAGAAAUUGAUUUAGGACCAGACGAACUCAUCGAGGGCAACAGGUCUCUCGAAACACUUCGCAUCGAUCAAGAGGCAUAUCCGGAGGAUCUUCACCCAUUAGUCCAGAAUUUGGUGGAAGAUGAAAUCCACAACAACCACACUGUCUGGUCUGUUGUCCGCACCCAUCAUCGCGAGGCUUUGGCCGAGUCCCUUGCUGUUUUCAUCCAGCUGACUGUCGGAUUUUGCGCCGACAUUGCCGUUACUGUGGCCAAUGCUGGUAAUCCCAAUACUACGGCCUGGGCUUGGGGAUUUGCCAGCAUGAUGGGCAUCUACAUCUCUGGUGGCGUUUCUGGAGCUCAUCUGAACCCUACAAUCACCGUCAUGUUGUGGUUCUUCCGCGGAUUUCCUAAGCGCAAGAUGCCCGAGUACUUUCUCGCUCAGUUUAUUGGAGCAUUUUGUGCGUGUUUUGCCGCGUAUGGCGUCUACUAUGUGUCUAUCCAGCAUUAUGUCUCGAGUGGCACGGGUACAGAUCAGGAAAUCAUGAACUGCUUCGUCACAAACCAGCGCAACCCAUACAUCAAUGUCCCCACAGCUCUUUUCACCGAGUUUGUCGGCACAAUGUGUCUAACUGUCGUCGUGUUAGCACUCGGUGACGACCAAAAUGCCCCUCCUGGUGCGGGUAUGAACUCUCUUAUUAUUGGUCUAGUUAUUGUGUGUCUUACGAUAAGCUUUGCCAACCAGACGGGCGCUGCUCUUAACCCGAGUCGUGACUUUGGACCACGAUUGGCACUCUUGGCUCUUGGUUAUGGUUCUGAACUAUUCACUAAUCCUUACUGGUUUUAUGGUCCUUUCGCAGGCACGCUCAUGGGCUCAUUCACCGGGGCGUUCCUUUACGAUUUCUUCAUCUUCACUGGUGGCGAAUCCCCAGUCAACUAUCCUCUGGACCGGACACAGCGUGCCCUACGUAAGAGUGGGAUGAAGUGGCGGCGUCGGCUACACCUGACUCCCAAAGAGGAAGAAGACAAGGUUGUUUAG